Molecule: messenger RNA, 549 nt
Organism: Knipowitschia caucasica
Lineage: Eukaryota; Metazoa; Chordata; Actinopteri; Gobiiformes; Gobiidae
Source: the annotation of a GenBank genome assembly
AUGCAGGGAAAGAAGAACAACAACCCCGCAUACCCAGAUUACACUCCGUCCAUUUUCCCGCAAGCAGUGCUGAAGGAAUUGACUAAGAGUACCACACUUGAUCGCUUCAAGAGAGCACAGAAAAGAAAAGCACCAUCCACUACUCUAGUAUCACGAAAGGAAAGGAAGACUGAAACUGAUGGAGCCUUUUUCUCGCCCCCAGCACCUGAACACUGCUUUGAGGUCACCAUCGGUCACACCCUCCGGGGUAGGACCAGUUCUUACUACGUCCAUGUCACCAAGUGCCAGGCCCUGGAUAGGAACCAGAAUGUGGCUGUGAAGAUAAUGAAAGACCACAAUCUCAUUGAGAGCAUGAAAGCAAAGAUAGGACUGUUCCACUACGGGGGGAAUGAAUUCAGUAACAGCUCAGCAGAGACGGCCAGAGUUCCCUAUAAGAAAAAGCUGUCACGUUUCCCUGGACAGUCAGUAAUCUACUCUUACACAAAGCAUGUGUCGUCCCAUGUCCCGUCCUCUGCUUCCAUGUUCAGCCUCCCGUUCACCUCUCCAUGA